Bactrocera latifrons is the source of this 1819-nucleotide messenger RNA. RefSeq names its product photoreceptor-specific nuclear receptor (gene Hr51). Gene Ontology annotation, molecular function: RNA polymerase II cis-regulatory region sequence-specific DNA binding; zinc ion binding; nuclear receptor activity. Lineage: Eukaryota; Metazoa; Arthropoda; Insecta; Diptera; Tephritidae. The coding region runs from base 1 to 1818 and encodes 605 amino acids. The record is from RefSeq and is a predicted model, not a curated record. Gene Ontology annotation, biological process: anatomical structure development; cell differentiation; positive regulation of transcription by RNA polymerase II. The transcript has 13 exons.
AUGACAUUAAAAGUGUUGAUUCUAAAGUGGUCUCGACCUGACAGUUGUACAUCUUCUUCCCGUGAUUCAUCGGCAUAUUUCGAAUUUAUUUCUGGUAUCAGCAACAACUUUGAUCAAACCACGAUAAUCGUCGAUCACGUCAGCAAUGCUACAAUCAACUUUCUGCAAUCUUUGACUAACAGCAUUGAAUCUGGGUGGCACUUUACGAAAUCUAAGUGUUCUGGUCACACCUAUAUACAUAUAUUCACAGAAAUACUUAACUCGCACACAAACCGAGUUUGCUAUUCACCACAGAAUCGAUUGGUCCCUUGGAGUCAGCAUUCAGUAGUGAAUUCGGCGCCAAAUGUUGAGUCAACCGGAUCUAUAGCUGCUGCGCGUUCAAAAAGUCAAAACUUAGGUUUAAUUUGUGUAGUUUGUGGAGAUACCAGCUCUGGGAAACACUAUGGAAUUUUAGCUUGCAAUGGCUGCUCGGGAUUUUUCAAACGAAGUGUUCGGCGAAAACUCAUUUACAGGUGUCAAGCCGGAACGGGUCGAUGUAUUGUGGACAAAGCACAUAGAAAUCAGUGUCAAGCUUGCCGCCUUAAGAAGUGCCUUCAAAUGGGGAUGAAUAAAGAUGCAGUGCAAAAUGAGCGCCAGCCGCGAAACACAGCCACUAUACGUCCUGAGACGCUGCGGGAGAUGGAACACGGGCGAGCUUUGCGGGAAGCUGCCGUGGCCGUUGGAGUGUUUGGACCACCAGUUCUAUUAUCUCCUUCUUGCUAUGGUCCUGGCCUACUACCACCUCCUUCUUUAUCGAAUCUUCCAACAAAUCGGCGAUUACAUCACAAUCACAUUUCAAAGGCCUUACAGCUUUCUUCAAAUGUAUCACAGGCAGGCGGUUUCUCUGUAUUUAACAACAAUCUACAAUUUUCAAAAGAUAAUUCUUAUACGACCUCAAUGGAUCUUUCCAAUGGAACAGUCUCUGUGUCUACAAACUCAAGUAGUACAAAUUCAAUAGAUCCGAGUUCCCCAAUAUCUGAUACAGUUUUAGAUAAAAAUCCUGUAGGAGGAAGUGUUUCGUCCAUAAGUUCGACCAGUUCUGUUCAUGAUAAUGAUAAUGACGAUGACUCCAUCGAUGUUACCAAUGAUGAAGAGCCUCUGCGAAGCGAGAAACUAGAUUGUCAUUUCACGAUACCGACAUUUGUACCACAAAACUUGUAUGUUCAGCCACAUGAGACAGUUUAUGAAACCAGUGCUCGCCUCCUCUUUAUGGCCGUAAAGUGGGCAAAAAAUUUACCAAGUUUUGCGAGUCUGUCCUUUCGAGAUCAGGUCAUUCUCUUAGAAGAAUCAUGGUCGGAUCUUUUUCUACUCAACGCCAUUCAAUGGUGCAUUCCUUUAGACCCUACUGGAUGCACUUUAUUCUCAGUUUCAGAACACUGCAAUAAUUAUGACACCACACAAGAAAGUGAGAAUUGCGUUACUAAAGAAGAAGUAGCCGCCAGUGUACGGACAUUACAUGAAAUUUUCUACAAAUACAAGGCAGUUCUAGUUGAUCCAGCAGAAUUUGCAUGCAUGAAAGCAAUAGUUUUAUUUCGGCCCGAAACCCGGGGACUCAAAGACCCCGCGCAAAUAGAAAACCUUCAAGACCAAGCUCAUGUCAUGUUAUCUCAACACACAAAAUCACAGUUUCUUACGCAGAUCGCACGAUUUGGUCGUCUACUCCUGAUGCUGCCUCUUUUACGAACUGUGAAUUCUCAUAAAAUCGAACUAAUAUAUUUUCAACGUACAAUUGGAAAUACGCCAAUGGAAAAAGUGCUCUGCGAUAUGUAUAAGAACUGAA